ACCAUCCCAACGGUCACACUGCAAAAAAUACAAUAAUUUUCUGGGGAGUUUUUGGGGUUUAAGUUUAUUUGGUUCGUAAAACAUGUCACUUGGCAAUGCCGAUCCCUGGCAAUUGAAAAACACAACCGUUGAGCAAGAAAGCAAGGAGACCGCGGAGGAGAGCACCAGAUUCGAGGACAACUUUACCCCACCCACUGACACACAGAGCAACUUGGAAAAGGACGUGAAAAUCGAGCCCCUGCCGGAUUCCAGCGACUAUCUAAAGUUACUAGAGAGGAAGCUGGCCCGGGUGCAAAAGGGUAACAAGCUGCUGGACAACCUACGCGACAAGCGGCAGGAUUGCAUGCGGGGAUUACUCUCAUCAGAGGGAGUGCCCAUUUCCAUAUUCGAGCAGUUCCUCGAGCUAGACGCCCCCAUCGAGAGUGGUCGCCUCCACCGACACCUGCUGCCCGUCCAGGCGUUGAACGUCGGCGAAACUUUCCACAUAUUGGAGCACGACGCACUGCAGCAGUCGGCGGAGGAAGCAGCAGCAGAGGAGGAAGAGGAGGAGGGGGACCAGCCCCCGGCUAAGCACUGA
This is a messenger RNA of Drosophila biarmipes, 577 nucleotides long. RefSeq lists its product as uncharacterized. Bases 83 to 577 code for a protein of 164 amino acids. The transcript has 2 exons. Lineage: Eukaryota; Metazoa; Arthropoda; Insecta; Diptera; Drosophilidae. The record is from RefSeq and is a predicted model, not a curated record. Gene Ontology annotation, biological process: cilium organization.